GCCUCGGCCACCAGCACAUCCCGGUGCAUCCUCACAGGCGCAGCAGCCUUCCUCUGCGGCAGCCGCACCUCGCCACCCGGCGUAGUGCUGCAGGCUCGCCCGAGUUGCCGCUUGCUGCCUCUUUUGUCGCUGCCGCGGGCCGCCCUGCGGACCGUGGGCUGCGCCGAGGCCAUCCCCGAUCCUGUACCGCUGUAGGCGCCUCGGCGCGCCCUGUGAUCCGCAAUCCUGCGGCGGGCGGCAUGGGAUAAUGCGGCCAUGGUGCGCCGAGAUCGCUUGCGCAGGAUGAGGGAGUGGUGGGUCCAAGUAGGGCUCCUGGCUGUGCCCUUGCUGGCUGCGUACCUGCACAUCCCACCCCCUCAGCUCUCCCCUGCUCUGCACUCAUGGAAGACUUCUGGCAAGUUUUUCACCUACAAGGGACUACGCAUCUUCUACCAAGAUUCUGUCGGCGUGGUGGGAAGCCCUGAGAUAGUUGUGCUUUUACAUGGCUUUCCGACAUCCAGCUAUGACUGGUACAAGAUCUGGGAAGGGCUGACCCUGAGGUUCCAUCGAGUGAUUGCCCUGGAUUUCUUAGGCUUUGGCUUCAGUGACAAGCCGAGACCACAUCAGUAUUCCAUAUUUGAGCAGGCCAGCAUCGUAGAGUCCCUUCUGCGGCACCUGGGGCUCCAGAACCGCAGAAUCAACCUACUGUCUCACGACUAUGGGGAUAUUGUUGCUCAGGAGCUGCUGUACAGGUACAAGCAGAAUCGUUCUGGCCGUCUCACCAUAAAGAGUCUCUGUCUGUCGAAUGGAGGUAUCUUUCCUGAGACCCAUCGUCCUCUCCUUCUCCAAAAGCUCCUCAAAGACGGAGGUGUGCUUUCACCCAUCCUCACCAGGCUCAUGAACUUCUUUGUGUUCUCUCGAGGUCUCACUCCAGUCUUUGGACCAUAUACUCGACCCACUGAGAGUGAGCUGUGGGACAUGUGGGCUGGGAUUCGCAACAAUGACGGGAACCUGGUCAUUGACAGUCUUUUACAGUACAUCAAUCAAAGGAAGAAAUUUAGAAGACGCUGGGUGGGAGCACUUGCUUCUGUGACCAUCCCCAUUCAUUUUAUCUAUGGGCCAUUGGAUCCUAUAAAUCCGUAUCCAGAGUUUUUGGAGCUGUACAGGAAAACGCUGCCGCGGUCCACAGUGUCGAUUCUGGAUGACCACAUUAGCCACUACCCACAGCUAGAGGAUCCCAUGGGCUUCUUGAAUGCAUAUAUGGGCUUCAUCAACUCCUUCUGAGCUGGAAAGAGUAGCUUCCCUGUAUUACCUCCCCCAUUCUCGUAUCUGUGUGUAUUCCACUUAGAAAUGCCCCAAAGAGGUCCUGGUCA
This is a messenger RNA of Rattus norvegicus (Norway rat), 1352 nucleotides long. It is a transcript of the gene Mest, whose product is annotated as mesoderm specific transcript. The coding region runs from base 256 to 1263 and encodes 335 amino acids. The record is from RefSeq and is marked provisional. The transcript is spliced from 12 exons. Gene Ontology annotation, cellular component: endoplasmic reticulum membrane. Gene Ontology annotation, molecular function: catalytic activity. Gene Ontology annotation, biological process: animal gross anatomical part developmental process. Lineage: Eukaryota; Metazoa; Chordata; Mammalia; Rodentia; Muridae.